GCCAAGCCAUGAAGAAUGCCCCCUUGCGACGGGCAACGGCAUGUCUUCGGCGGUCACCAUCGGCGUGCGCUGCUUCAGCAACGCCUGGAACGAGGAGAACUGGACCCCCGCGUCAGUCGCGGCUGAGAUCACGGCUGCCGAGCGCUCGCUCAAGCAGGCGCAGGAGCGCGACGCCAGGUCGGGUGGCGGUGGCGGUGGCAGCGGCGGUCGCGACAGUCGCGACGGUGACCGCCGGGACGGCGACCGCGACCGCCGCGACAGUGACCGCCGUGGCAGCGGAAGCGACUACCGUAGGCCUGGCAUGGAUUAACGGGGCAAGGUGACUAGGGCGAGAGGGCCCGCCCCCCUCACGCUGACGUCUCACCACGAAAGAGUCACAACCUCCGAAACUACAACCUCCAAGUCCUAGGCCGCUCUUCAAAGUCCACUACAUCCGAGCCUGCACCCCUAGCAUAUCGAGCUAGGGAAACGCCGCGUUGUAGUAGUGGAGCACUGCCAGUUCGUGCAAACCGAGGAGCCAUGGCGCUCCUCCUCGAGCCUUGGAUCUUGAGCCUUGUCUUGAACCUUGGACCUCGCCACUAAAUCGAACUUCUGCACCACGACCUUUCUAGGUUGCAGCGGGCAUAAGCCCGCAAUUGCCACUGAGGGCAAUUACCUAUCGUUCGUGGGAUCACCAAUCGGUUUCGCACCAAUCUUUCGCCUUUUGCAUAAUUGGGCUUUUAUCCGGAUUCGUACCCGGGUCCCUUCUGCCGUCAGGAUGAGUCAAAUCGCUAACUGAGUUAGCGAUCCGGUGAUCGCGGAGGCGACUACAAGAGGCGGAAAGGCGGCCAUUGAGGAGCAGCUAGCGGCGAGGCAGGGCGGGGGCCAGCGUGGAGCAGCGAGGCGUGGUGCUCGCCGGCGGAGGGGAGUCGUCCGGGCCUUUUUUCUCGCUCGUGGCUCGCCACGUUGCCCGCAAGAAGACGUGCCCGCGUGCACAGGGCCUCUGCCCUUACGAUUGUGAACUGUUUCGGCAAUUCGCAUGCUGAAGUUGAUCGGUGGAGCGCAAUUCGUUGGACCCCUGUCGCAAUGCGCCUUCUGCGCGUUUAUGAUCUUUCGUUGUUUGGGUCAUGUUGCACUCGGCAAUUGACGGUCGGUCUCUGCUCUCACAGUCGUGCGUGACGGACGGCCUUCCAUGGGCAUCGACACAUGUGUUUCGUUGACUCGCUGAUUCUGUUGUUCGUCCUUUAUGGGAGAGGCCGCUUAUCGUGAUUAUUCUCGAGAAUCUUUUGGCCAUGCUGUUUUGGCUGGGCUUUAGGCCUUGGAGGAGGUCACUUGGUGAUGGUGCGUGUCGGUGCCACCUCGGCAGGAAUCCUGGCACAACUCUGUAGCCCCGUGUGGUCCCUCGUCCCCUCGCCCUCAUCCCUACGGGUCGGGAACCUUUCUCAGCCAGCCAGACCAGCGGGAGGGCUGGUAGUCCCAAACAGCCCCAGUUCGUUCAGCUCAGUUUCGCUUGGUCACUAUCACUUGCUUAGCCAGCGCUCGCCAUCCCGCCCUCGCCCCGCGCUUAAAACGGGUCUGUAACCAUGCUUAGCU
Molecule: messenger RNA, 1572 nt
Organism: Chlamydomonas reinhardtii
Lineage: Eukaryota; Viridiplantae; Chlorophyta; Chlorophyceae; Chlamydomonadales; Chlamydomonadaceae
Exons: 2
Coding region: 41-310 (89 amino acids)
Source: RefSeq, a predicted model, not a curated record